GUUGGCUUUUGCAUGUUACCCCUGUUGUCACACUAUCAACACUUUACACCACUAAAUUGUCUUAGCGAAGGAUUGGUGGAAUCAGGUAUACAUACGGUUGGACGGUCGGAGCAACGGCACUCACUCAUCCAAGAUGAGAAACCUGUGUCAACACGGGGAGGAAAGGAUUUGUUGCUUCAUUUCACCCCAGUGUUGGACUUUGUUAUCUUUCCUUGUCUUUCAACCCAGUCAUUCACAAAUACCCACAUUCGCUACAUGGCUUUGGCAGGAUGCCCGUUUGCCCAUCCCCACUGGCUGGGAUAGCCAGUGGUUUACACUAGAAAGGUUCUUCCUUCAUCGGACGAAAAUCGAUACCACCUUACUUGCUCGAUACGUGUCUCCCUUCGCUAUCAUUCUCUCCAUUUGCAAGCUAGUCAAGUCCCAUACAAUUCGGACGAAACGCCUAGAGCUGAAUAGAUGUGCAUUUGUUCCAUGAUUACAUUUUUCCUUGAGUCCAAGCAGUAGUAUUGGUCAUCACUCGUAAUCCGGUGCGGAAUUACGCCUUGCCUCGCUAACGGCAAGUGGGAAGUUCUACACGAAUCGCGGAGCCUCAGCAUGCCGAAACUAGGC
Cucurbitaria berberidis CBS 394.84 is the source of this 609-nucleotide messenger RNA. RefSeq lists its product as uncharacterized. The transcript has a single exon. The record is from RefSeq and is a predicted model, not a curated record. NCBI's taxonomy places the organism in Eukaryota, Fungi, Ascomycota, Dothideomycetes, Pleosporales, Cucurbitariaceae. Bases 134 to 475 code for a protein of 113 amino acids.